Phoenix dactylifera (date palm) is the source of this 871-nucleotide messenger RNA. The record is from RefSeq and is a predicted model, not a curated record. NCBI's taxonomy places the organism in Eukaryota, Viridiplantae, Streptophyta, Magnoliopsida, Arecales, Arecaceae.
AAGCCUUGGGAGGUAUUGCAACAACGACAACAACAUGCUGUUAACAUAAAGUGGAUGCCUUGCACAUUGGUCUUCUACUAUAUAUAGAGACAAGCUCUUCUGCCUCUAUUCCCACCAAGGUCCAUUUGAACUGCUAAUCUUUCAUCUUCUUUGAGAAGUUCAGUACUUGUUGUUCUAAGCUUCAUAGGCAAUGAUACGAGGGAGGGACCCUUUGAUCUUAGGACAAAUCAUUGGUGAUGUCCUGGAUCAUUUUGUGAGGUCCGCUAGCAUGAGAGUGGUGUACAAUGGUAAGGAACUCACUAAUGGGACGGGGCUGAGGCCAUCGGCGGUGGCGGGUGCGCCACAGGUCGAGAUUGGAGGGCAUGACCAAAGGAGGCUCUACACCCUUGUGAUGGUGGACCCUGAUGCACCAAGCCCAAGCAAUCCAACCCAUCGAGAGUACUUGCACUGGUUGGUGACCGACAUCCCAGAAACGACUGAUGCGAGUUCUGGUCUGACCUGAAGAAUAAGCAGUUGGACGGUUCUGAUCUGCCCAACAGCGCUUCCUCGGGAUGAACAUGAUUAUGUAUUCUUGUGUGGGCCCCACUUGAGACAAAUUAGUCAGCGUGGCAAGGCUUCCAACCGGAAAUCAAAGUAGAUGGACGGCUGCAGCUUGACCGAUGCUUUAUUUUUGUGUGGGCCCACAAGAAAAUCAAAGUAAAUAGAUGGCCCUGAUGUACCCAUAGUGUCAGAUACUAUCCUGAAAAAAAAAAUAUAUAUUAUAUAUAUAUCUAUAUAUAUAUAUAUAUAUACACAUGUAACCACACCUAGAACACAUGAUCCCACCGAACAAUAAAACAAACGUUAAAUUUGGAUGGUUGUGAUUUCUUCA